Messenger RNA from Gossypium arboreum, 423 nucleotides. RefSeq lists its product as uncharacterized. The record is from RefSeq and is a predicted model, not a curated record. NCBI's taxonomy places the organism in Eukaryota, Viridiplantae, Streptophyta, Magnoliopsida, Malvales, Malvaceae. The coding region runs from base 1 to 423 and encodes 140 amino acids. The transcript has 3 exons.
AUGCUGAGGGUUGUGUCAUGGAUUUUCGUGGUAGUUGGGAGGAGUACUGGCCAUUGGCAAGGUGAGUGGCGGGUUUUGGGUCUGGAGUUGGUUUCAGAGACUGAGGAUAAGAAGUCCUACGCGGAUUUGAAAAGAAAGGACAUCAAGUAUUCUGUGGAAGACAAGGUUUUUCUUAAGGUCUCACCAUGGAAGAAGAUUCUGAGAUUUGGUCUUAAGGGUAAGCUGAGUCCUCGAUUUAUUAGGCCGUACCGGAUUCUGGAGCGAGUGGGGCCAGUUGCAUGUCAGUUGGAGCUACCUCUAGAGUUAGAUCGUAUUCAUGACGUAUUCCAUGUAUCGAUGUUGAGACAGUAUCGCUCUGAUCCUACUCACAUUGUGCCUGUGGAGGAGAUUGAGGUUAGACCAGAUCUGACAUUCAAGGAGUAG